AUGAGAUCAUCUGGUCUUUUCCAGCGUCCCCUGUCUUUCCAGAUGUCUGUUAGUCUGUUCCUAACCGCCAUUCAUCUUUUCUCUUCUCUUUGUUUAUUUAUUCGUUUUUUGUUUGUUUGUUUGUUUGUUUGUUUGUUUGUUUCCUUCUUUCUUUCUUUCUUUCUUUCUUUCUUUCUUUCUUUCUUUCUACAUCCCUUACUUACUUUUAUGGUUUUCUUCCUUUUUUAUGCAUCUCUAAUAUCUUUCGUUAACUUUUUUCUUUUUUUCUUUGUUUGUUUGUUUCUUUCUUUCUUUCUUUCUUUCUUUCUUCAACUUUCUUUUUUCUUUCUUUCUUUCUUUUUUUUCUACAUUCCUUACCUUUAUGGUUUUCUUCCUUUGUUUUUACUCCUCUCUUUCUUUCUUUCUUUCUUUCUUUCUUUCUUUCUUUCUUCUUGCAUACUUUUUCUUUUUUUCUGGCAUUCUUUCUUUCUUUCUUUCUUUCUUUCUUUCUUUCUUUCUGUCUUUCUUUCCUGCACUUUCUAG
Messenger RNA from Acanthosepion pharaonis, 522 nucleotides. Lineage: Eukaryota; Metazoa; Mollusca; Cephalopoda; Sepiida; Sepiidae. The record is from the annotation of a GenBank genome assembly.